Parnassius apollo (apollo) is the source of this 1869-nucleotide messenger RNA. The record is from the annotation of a GenBank genome assembly. Lineage: Eukaryota; Metazoa; Arthropoda; Insecta; Lepidoptera; Papilionidae.
AUGGACGUUGUUGUGCUAAGAGCUGUGCGCGGUCGUGACGCUAGACUACCUUGUGGCCAAGGAAAAGUCUUUUUGGAUGGUCCUGACUCUUAUGUGCUUUGGCUGAAAAACGACAGAGAUUUCCUGUACAGAUUCCCCAAUGAAGACACAGAGAGAAGGUCAGUAAACCAAGACCGUAUAUUUGGCACAUCAUGUGAUUCUGGCUCGUGCCAUGACGAUACUUCUCUUCUUCUUAAACGUGUCUCUGAGCAAGAUGCAGAGUCACCGGGAAUGCCCAGAAUUUACAACGUGGCGGGUGAAAUAAUCGAACAAGGACACAUAGGCCCGUUAAGCAUUGGUUCAGAUCUAACGUUAAUCUGCGAGGUUGAUGAUGAACAACCAGAUACCCUAGUUUAUUGGAGGCGAAACGGUAUUGUGAUUGAGCGCGCACACUCUGCGCGACCGGGCGUGCUUCGAGCUGAAGUUCAUGUACACAACGCAACGCGUGACGAACUCGAUGCACAUUACGAGUGCCUCGCGCAGAACGCAGAUGUCACUGACCCACUGAGUGCAAGUGUUGUCGUCAGAAUGUAUUUGCCUCCAAUCAGCGUGGAAAUCCGGUUGGACCACAACUACGACUUCGAGGCUGGUCAGCCGCGAGUGGUUGAUUGCGUAGUCGUUGGUUGCGUUCCGCCACCAUCUGUGACUUGGCACUUAGGUGAAAAUCUGCUGAGACCAAGCGUACACAAAGAAUUACAUGAUGGCAACUAUACAGUUUCGUCACUGACAUUGACACCGGCCUUGAGGGACAAUAAACAUGACUUGACGUGUAGCGCGCACAACUCUCACUUGCCGAACGCUAAAUUUGAAGAUAAAGUCACUUUGAAUGUUGGAUAUCGGCCUCUGUGUUUAACGUCACGUGAGGAAACGAUCGGUGCAGUGCAUCAAGAAGCCGAGACUGUAACUUGCGUGGUUGAAGCGUCUCCAGAACCAUUGCAGUUCAGUUGGACUUUUGCAGAUUCCAGAACCUUAUACACCAGCGUAAAGAAAGUUCCUGGACACCACCAUCGUUACUCCUCCACUUUGACAUGGCUACCUCGAGACGGGGACUUUGGGUUGUUACUGUGUCGAGCGACAAAUAGUUUUGGGGAGCAGAAGAAGCCAUGCUCAUAUGCAGUUGCGGCAGGUGGACCACCACAUCCUCCAGACUGUGGAUUACUACGUUCAUACCCACAUACCGUACGAGUUCAGUGUCAAAAAGGAUGGGAUGGUGGGCGCUCUCAAGUAAUUCACUUAGAGCUAUUUAGUGGAUGGGAUGGUGGGCGCUCUCAAGUAAUUCACUUAGAGCUCUUUAGUGGUGAUGGCACACUCUUACACAACGUGUCUAAUGCAGCCGGCCACUUCCAUUUGCCAGAUGUAGAGGAAGAUAGGAACUUGACGGCCUUUUUAUACGCCAGCAAUGUAAGAGGAAGGAGUUUAACAAAAACGAUCUAUCUACAGACAAUUACACCUUUAAGCGCAUCCGCAAUAACAGAAAACACUACGGCUGCAACGUGGACGUGGUGGGUGGAAGCCACCGCUGGUCUAGUAGCUGUCGCCGUGGCAGUUGCCGCGACAGCUUUCUGUGCACGAGCCAUUAAAAUCAGACGUGAAAAUUCAGAUAACCCUGAUUUAGUUCCUCGGUCUGAUGGUGUUUUCCAUCGGGAGCCAGAUUUCGUCCGCGAGGAGCGCCUGGUCGGCACCACCAACAUUACGGUUAAUCAAUUAGCAAGAUGUCAGAAUCAAUAUACAUCAACUCCCGUCCCCUCUUGCCGGGUGUUAGUCGGAUGCGGUUCGCGUUCUCCACUUCAAGACACCUGUCCGGCUAGCCAGCACUCCUACUACGUCUAG